Molecule: messenger RNA, 1947 nt
Organism: Colletotrichum truncatum
Lineage: Eukaryota; Fungi; Ascomycota; Sordariomycetes; Glomerellales; Glomerellaceae
Source: RefSeq, a predicted model, not a curated record
AUGCCAUUCUUUAGCCAAACUAAGUCCCAGUGGUCGGGAGUGGCCCUCGCGGCUCUCCUCGGCGCCAGCUGUGUUGCCGACGCCUACGUGAUUCCUCGCCAGAUUCUUCCCUCUCAGUUGCUGAAGAGCUAUGAUUAUGUUAUCGUCGGAGGUGGAACUGCGGGCUUGACUGUGGCAGACCGUCUGACCGAGGACCCUGCUAUCAAUGUCUUGGUUCUCGAGGCCGGUGACUGGGGCAACAUGACUGACAACCUUGUGGUUUCCAUCUCGACUCGAACUUCAGCUUUCACCGACUUGUUGUGGCCCGGAGUUCAGUCUGUACCGCAGCCCGGCCUGAAUGGAAGGACCGGCAACGUCUUCAUCGCCAAGCAGGUCGGCGGCGGUGCGUCCGUGAACGCCAUGAUGAACAUGCGAGGAAAUGCGGAGGACUACGACCGCUGGGCUAGCCUUUUCGGAUCCGAGGCGGCGCAGGGAACUGCCGACUGGAGUUGGAAUGGCAUCUUGCCGUUCUUCAAGAAGGGCCUCCACUUCACUCAGCCGCCUCCCGAGCUGACCGACAACUUCGACAGCGUCAAGUAUGACGCAUCCUACUGGGGCGACUCCUCGGAGAUCUACGCAGGAUGGCCUCGCUACUACUACCCGGGCGUGACCCCCCUGGUUGAAGCUUUCAAGGAGAUCGACGGCGUUGAGUUCCCGGCCGACAGUGGUGCCGGACAACCCGGCGUCUUCUGGUUCCCCACGCUCAUGGACCCUCGCACUGUCACCCGUUCCUAUGCCGGUACCGGCCACUACCUCAACGUCAACGCCACCCGUCCCAACUACCACCUCCUAGUCAACACCCUGGCUCGCAAGUUGGUGUUGGACGAUCAGCUGUCCGUCACCGGUGUUGAGUUCCCGGCUGGAAACAACACAUUGAUCACCGUCAAUGCAAAGAAGGAGGUCAUUCUCUCUGCUGGUACCAUCCACACCCCUCAGCUCUUGCAGCUUAGCGGUAUCGGUCCCAAGAAUGUUCUCGAGGAGGGUGGCAUCGAUGUGCGUGUCGAUCUGCCCGGUGUCGGCCAGAACUUCCAGGACCACAGCAGUCUGUCUCAGAUGAACAUCACGCUCACUAAGCUCGCUUCCAUUCACCCUAACCCAACAGACUUGGUGGAAGGAAACGAAUUCAAGGCCUGGGCCGACGAAGUCUGGCAAGCCAACAAGACCGGCCCCCUGAUGUUUCGUUACUCAUACCAAACAGGCCCCUACUCUAUUGCACUGACCAACUUGGCUGGCUGGCUCCCCUUCACCGUCAUCUCGAACAAGGCUGAUGAGCUUGCCACCAAGCUGGAGCAACAAGACUUUGCCAGCCUGUUGCCGGCCGGCACCGCUGCCACCGUCGUCGCCGGAUUCGCAGCGCAGAUGAAGCUUCUGGCCGCCCAGAUGCGCUCCAAGCACUCGUCAUUCACCCGCCUUCAGCUCAUCGCCAACCACGGCGCCCAGGGCCCUGUCGCGAUGCAGUCCUUCAGCCGCGGUACCGUCAACAUCAACACUGCCGACCCGUGGAACACGGAGCCCGUCAUCGACUACCGCGCCUUGUCUAACCCCCUCGAGGCCGACUUCUUCGUCGAGUCCAUCAAGUUCCUCCGUCGCUACAACUUCGAGACCUCGCUGGCCACUGAGUUCGAGCCCGUCGAGUACGCCCCCGGCCCUGACGUCACCUCGGACGAAGACCUCAAGGCCUACAUUGCCGGGGCCAUGUCGCCCACUGACUACCACCCCGUCGGCACGGCGUCCAUGCUUCCUUUGGAACUGGGCGGUGUUGUCGACCAAACUCUCCGAGUCUACGGAGUGAAGAACCUGAGAGUCGUUGACGCUAGUGUCAUGCCCAUGGUUCCCGGAGCCAACACGUGCCAGCCUACCUACGCUCUGGCCGAGAAGGCCGCGGAAAUCAUCAAGCAAGGCAUUUAA